CAUAAAUUUUGGGAAGCUGUCGAAAAGCAGAUCGAGAACAAACAUGACCCCAAGCUUUUCCAUCACCAUUAGCAUAUUUUCUUUUUAGUUUCAUGUUUGAUCCUUCCCGCUUAAGUUAUAUGAGAAGACACAAAACACACCCAUAUAUGAUAUUGACAUAAGACGAAUUAACUGUAGCCUCCUGUUGUUAGGUACAAUUCAACUCUGAGCCUAGAGUCAACGCACUUCUCCCGUGCCGCUCACCAACCCCUGCAGUGCCGAUGGCUUACACAUCUGGUUCAGCCUGAGGACAACAAACGACGUUUCCAAGAUGAAAUCAGAGGCAGUGACAUUGAUAUUAGUGAAUCUGGCUGCUAUUAUGGAAAGGGCCGAUGAAUCCUUGUUGCCUGGCGUCUACAAGGAAGUUGGGGCAGCUCUCCACACCGAUCCCACCGGCUUGGGUUCCCUAACCCUCUUUAGAUCUGUAGUUCAGUCUUCUUGUUACCCUUUAGCUGCUUACUUAGCUGUGCAUCACAAUCGAGCCCAUGUCAUCGCUCUAGGUGCUUUUCUCUGGGCCACCGCAACUUUCCUCGUCGCUCUUUCCUCCACAUUCUUCCAGGUGGCAAUUUCUAGAGGUUUAAAUGGUAUAGGGCUUGCCAUUGUGAUACCUGCCAUCCAGUCCCUAAUUGCUGAUUCGACUGAUGAUAGCAAUCGUGGCUUGGCUUUUGGAUGGCUACAACUAACAGGAAACCUUGGUUCCAUUAUUGGUGGGCUUUGUUCUGUAUUAAUGGCCUCAACAUCUUUCAUGGGAAUCCCAGGAUGGAGAAUUGCCUUCCAUCUCGUUGGAUUGAUUAGUGUCAUUGUUGGUUUGCUACUAUGGUUUUUUGCCAACGAUCCACACUUUUCUGAGAUUAAUGGAAGAUUUAAGGAUCAACAACGCAAGCCAUUCUGGUCAGAGAUGAAGGAUUUAGUUAAAGAAUCGAAGUCAGUUAUAGGGAUCCCAUCUUUCCAGAUAAUUGUAUCUCAGGGGGUUGCAGGAUCAUUUCCAUGGUCGGCUUUGUCAUUUGCUCCUAUGUGGCUUGAACUUGUAGGCUUUUCACACAAGAAAACAGGAUUUCUAUGGACUCUCUUUAUAAUUGCUAGUUCAUUGGGUGGUCUUUUUGGAGGACGAAUAGGGGAUAUUUUAUCAAAACCCUUUCCUAAUUCAGGAAGAAUAGUUCUAUCUCAGAUAAGCUCAGGUUCUGCUGUUCCUCUUGCUGCAAUUUUGCUGCUGGUUUUGCCGGAUAAUCCAUCCACAACAUUCUUGCAUGGACUGAUUUUGUUCAUAAUGGGUUUCUGCAUGUCAUGGAAUUCACCAGCAACUAACAAUCCAAUAUUUGCAGAGAUAGUCCCAGAGAAGUCUCGUACAAGCAUCUAUGCAUUGGAUCGAUCAUUUGAGUCGAUUCUAUCAUCGUUUGCUCCUCCUGUUGUUGGAGUUCUGGCCCAGCAUGUUUAUGGAUAUAAACCAGCUGCAAGAGGAUCCUCAGACUCUGCACAGAUUGAAACCGAUAGAGAAAAUGCAAAAUCACUAGCCAGGGCACUCUAUGCAGCCAUUGGUUUUCCAAUGUCACUGUGUUGCUUCAUCUACUCUUUUCUCUAUUGCUCAUAUCCAAGAGACCGAGAGCGCGCAAGAAUGCAUGCCCUGAUAGAGUCGGAGAUGCUGCAGCUGGAGUCUAACACUUCACCUCUUUAUGAACGAGACAGUAAGUUUCAAAUUUCAGUGGCAAAAGAUGUUGAUGGUAAUGAUCAAACAGAGAUUGACCUUAUAUAUGAAAUUGAAGACAGUCUUGAUUUCAACGACAACGAUGAAAAGCAUCUUCUUAAUCAUCAGCUAUUAGUUUCUGAUUCGCAAUGACAAUGUACAGGAAUAACUUUCGAGAUUGUUAGGGACUUGGGGAAAUGUUGAUCAACAUGAUCAUAAGCAGCAUUGACGUAGAUUUCUUAAGUUCGCCUUCCUUCAAACUUUAUACAAAAUAUGAUUUUUGUUUUAUUAUGGUCGCUAUGUUGCUGCAUAGUUCACUGAAAUCAAGACCAUCCAUGGGUUGAUGGGUUUACAAAGAACAAAAUUAGUGUACUUUAGUGGAAAACAUACCAUGAAAACUAUAGCUGAUAUUUUAUAUCCUAACAUGUGCUCCCUAAUGUUGAAGUUUUGAUGUAAGUUUAAAUUUACAGUAAUCCUCAAAAUUUGUGAUUUAUCACAAAAAACAGCAUCUGCGCACUUUAAAAGAUAAUUUAAUGCUUCUAACAAUUGAGGGAAAGACAUGAAUGGGGUUAAAUACAUAAAUUUUACUAUGAGAUUUUGACUAACGGAUGAUCAAAAUAAAGUUGAGGCUGAAAAGAAAUGUGUUAAUUAAAGAGAUGAAAUCAAACAUGAUAUUUUGGCUAUAAUAUAUGGUUCCUUUUCUCUUGUUUUGAAACUUAAUCCUCUUUAGAGAAUUUCUCUAGAAUCAAUAUAUUUGCAAGUUGAAGGGAGAAUACAUCAUUUUCAAGAAAAAAGAAAAAAAAAGUUAAAUUAAAGACGAAGAGAAAUAUAUUCUCACUGAAUCG
Molecule: messenger RNA, 2565 nt
Organism: Benincasa hispida (wax gourd)
Lineage: Eukaryota; Viridiplantae; Streptophyta; Magnoliopsida; Cucurbitales; Cucurbitaceae
Biological process (GO): transmembrane transport
Cellular component (GO): membrane
Molecular function (GO): transmembrane transporter activity
Source: RefSeq, a predicted model, not a curated record